Phragmites australis (common reed) is the source of this 2249-nucleotide messenger RNA. Its product is annotated as mitogen-activated protein kinase 10-like. Gene Ontology annotation, biological process: intracellular signal transduction; protein phosphorylation. Gene Ontology annotation, cellular component: cytoplasm; nucleus. Gene Ontology annotation, molecular function: MAP kinase activity; ATP binding. The transcript is spliced from 10 exons. The record is from RefSeq and is a predicted model, not a curated record. NCBI's taxonomy places the organism in Eukaryota, Viridiplantae, Streptophyta, Magnoliopsida, Poales, Poaceae. Bases 344 to 2038 code for a protein of 564 amino acids.
AUCUCCUUCCCUUCCCUUUCCCCCCCUUGGCUUCGCUUCUCUUCUCGAGCGCCCCACGCGGUGACGCGGUGAGAUCGGGAGGAGGAGCCGGGGGAGGAGGCAGCGCUCGCAGCCCUAACCAGGCCUCCCUCCCCGGGUGCUGCUGCGGUCGCUCGCCACCUGCCUCGGCGGGCACGGCCCCCGACGUCCCCGAUCCCUCGGCGCGCGCGGCGUCGCGGGGGAGCAGCGGAGAGUGCCGUGCGCGUGCGCGUAGUUUUGAGUGGUUCGCGAGGCGGGCCUGGGCUCUGCGGGAAGGGGAGGGGUGUUGUUUGCCAGCGGUUUGGUGGGAGAUCCGGUGAGCGGGAUGCAGCGGAAGAAGAGUUCUGCAGAGGCCGAGUUUUUCACAGAGUAUGGGGAUGCAAACCGAUACAAGAUCCAAGAAGUCAUUGGUAAGGGAAGCUAUGGGGUUGUGUGCUCUGCCAUUGAUUUGUACACUCGACAGAGAGUGGCGAUCAAGAAGAUACGAAAUAUCUUUGAGCAUGUCUCUGAUGCCGCAAGGAUCCUUCGUGAGAUCAAACUUCUAAGGCUCCUAAGGCAUCCUGACAUUGUUGAGAUCAGGCACAUUAUGUUACCUCCCUCGAGAAAGGACUUCAAGGAUAUUUAUGUUGUUUUCGAGCUUAUGGAGUCAGAUCUCCACCAAGUUAUAAAUGCUAACGAUGACUUUACGAAAGAGCAUUACCAGUUCUUUCUCUAUCAAUUACUCCGGGCCCUCAAAUACAUUCAUACUGCUAAUGUUUAUCACCGUGACCUGAAGCCUAAGAAUAUUUUAGCAAAUUCUAACUGCAAAUUGAAAAUAUGUGACUUUGGACUAGCACGAGUUGCAUUCAAUGAUAGCCCAACAACAGUGUUCUGGACGGAUUAUGUUGCAACCAGAUGGUACAGAGCACCAGAGCUCUGUGGAUCCUUCUUCUCAAAUUAUACACCAGCUAUUGACGUUUGGAGCAUUGGAUGCAUCUUUGCUGAGUUAUUGACAGGGAAGCCUUUAUUUCCUGGUAAAAAUGUUGUCCAUCAGUUAGACUUGAUGACUGAUCUCCUAGGCACACCAUCAAUGGAUACAAUUUCGCGGGUCCGGAAUGAGAAAGCUAGAAGGUACUUGAGCGGCAUGAGAAAGAAAGAGCCGGUUCCAUUUUCUCAGAAGUUUCCUGGUGCAGAUCCUUUAGCACUAAAACUCUUGGAAAAGCUUUUAGCAUUUGAUCCGAAGGACCGUCCGACUGCCGAAGAGGCAUUGAGGGAUCCAUACUUCAAAGGCCUUGCCAGGGUUGAAAGAGAACCAUCCUGUCAGCCAAUAAGAAAAGUGGAAUUUGACUUUGAGCACAAAAGAAUGUCAAAGGAAGAGAUAAAGGAACUGAUAUUCCGGGAGAUAUUGGAAUAUCAUCCGCAAUUGCUGAAUAGCUACAUAGAUGGCACAGAAAAGACAACCUUUCUCUACCCAAGUGCUGUCGAUCAAUUUAAGAAGCAGUUUUCUCAUCUUGAAGAAAGCGGUGGUAACGGCCCGUCAGUUCCAAUGGAGAGAAAACAUUCAUCCCUUCCCAGGACUACUGUUGUUCACUCAAAUCCAAUUCCUGGCAAGGAAAAACCUCUUGUUGCCUCAUCAAGGGCUUCUCAAGCUCCACAAGGGCUGCGAGCAGUGGGACAAGGAAGAGCUGAUGGUUCGGUGGUGAAUUCAGGGUAUCCUCCCCAUCAACAAAUCCCAGAAGCAUAUGGUUGUCGUCAAAUGCCUGCGAGUGUGGGCACACAGGCCAUGGGGGCGCAGGUCUAUGCUUGCGCAAACAGCAAAGCCACGCCUGAUGUUGCUGUAAACAUGAGGAUGCCCCCGUUCCAUGUUCCAGCUGGCCCGAAGAAUAACCCAUUAGAUAGAAUAGCAUCAAAUACUACUGACAUCUACACAAGAUCUCUUAACGGCAUUGUUGCCGCCGCCGCCGCAUCAGUAGGCACUGCUACUGCUGCUACUCACAGGAAUGUUGGUGUUGUGCCCUCUGGCAUGUCAAGGAUGUACUAGCUGGUGAAACGUCCUGGAUUAGCCUGGAAGAAGGUGGUGGUCAAUAUUAUUAUGAAUAUAAGCGGUCCAGAAGAGGUGGUCGCAGAGUAUUGACCUCUUCCAUAUAUGUUGUCUGUACGCCGUCUAUUCUGCCAGAAACUGUGCUAUUUCAUGCACAACUGAAGGAUUGAUUAAUUGAUUUAUUCCAAUGGAAAUUACUUUGUUAGAGUAA